Stomoxys calcitrans (stable fly) is the source of this 4003-nucleotide messenger RNA. RefSeq names its product putative mediator of RNA polymerase II transcription subunit 26. Lineage: Eukaryota; Metazoa; Arthropoda; Insecta; Diptera; Muscidae. The transcript has 6 exons. Bases 285 to 3602 code for a protein of 1105 amino acids. The record is from RefSeq and is a predicted model, not a curated record.
UUUUACGGGCAACAAAUUCACAGGCGACCAAAUAAAAUUACGUAAAAUCAUUUUAAGGUUAUUGCGAAGUCUUUCAAAUCGUGCACUCCCCCCGUUCGUGCACGUCGUAUGUGUAUUGAAUGAAUGUCGGCUAUGGAAACGGCAAUGACGCGUCAUAGCUAAGUAAAACAAAAUAACAACAAAAUCAACCAAGGAGCCUUAAAAGACGCGAGCGACAUCUCAUACUUGGUUCAAGCCGCAGUAGAAGAAGACGAGCAAGGAUAUAAGCAAAAUAAGGAUUAAAAAUGUCUGCAAAUAACGAAAAGAUUUCUAGCGAUACUUUAGUGCCAGUUGCUGCAAGCUUAGCUGCCGUGGCUGCCAAAGAAAUCGAGACGCUGAAACAAACACUACAGGAGAAGGAAAGUCAUAUAUUAGUCAUGGAACAGGUGUGUCUCAGCGAGUCCGAACACCAGGCGGAACUGGAGGAUAGUAUUAUCGCUUGGCAGGAUAAAUAUGAUCGUCUCUAUGAAUCCCAUAAGCGGGUACAGAAAGUCAAUCAAGGACUUGAGGAUAAACUGUUAAAAUUGGUCGAUCGUAAUUCAGGCGAAAGGGCCCAGUUGACCAGUGACGUGGCAACGUUGAGUGUACGUUUAGCCCAGGCAAAUUUCAAUAUAUCGAAGCUGCAAAAAGAGAUAGAACGUUACAAAACAGACAUCAACUUGGCCAUACAAUUGUUGCAAUGCAAACCGGACAGUUUUGUGCCGCAAAAAGUCUCAUCGCUUCCUAUAGACAUUCAAUCAAAAGUAUCCUCGUACAUGCGCCUGGAUACAAAUUCCCAUUCCGAUUCGGAGGGGAGUAUAACCGGUGUGGGUGUAUCAACAACAACUGCCUACAAAGUGCUUCCGGCAACCGAUUCGCCACCACGUGAUCAUUGUCCUUUCCCGCCAACUGCCAUGGUAUACUCAAUGCGGGGUCUCGGUAAGUAUGCAAAUUUAAAUUCGGAGUCAUCGCUUAAUCUGGCCAAAAAUAAUGCCAACAACAACAACAACAACAACAAUAGCAUAACAAGCGAUGCAAUUAAUAAUAACAGUGACAUCACGGCCAGUGCCAGUGCAGCGCGUAAUUCGACAAAUUCAUUGAAUGCUAGCCAAAUCAAUGGAGUCACCAUCAAUGACAACGAUAUGAUUUCGCCCGUGGUCAUGGCAAAGUUCCUGCAGGAAGAGCUCAAAGCUGGCGAGGUCAAGCAUUGCGAUACAUGCCAGUGCUCGAAGGAUCUAACGGUUUUGGCCGAUGUAUCGCAUUCCUACUCGGUGGCCACCCAAACGCCUUUUAUGUCGACGACCAACAAUGCCAGCAGCAAUAACCUAAAUGACAGCGGGGCACAAUUGUGUCUGCGUUGCUACAGCAACCUCAAUUCGCCAUCACGCACCAACAGCCCAUACACCAAGAAUCUACUCAAGUCCAGUGACUCGGUGAUAUCGGAAACCAAGAGCUCCGUCUCGGAUCUGAACGAAAUGGAGAAACUGUUUACACCUAUCAAAAAGGACGAUCUCAUGGUCAAUCCCAUCUUGGGUCAUCAUCGACUAUGCGAGAGGUCGUAUACGCAAAAGAACGGCGGCAUAGCGCCCACGGCGCCAAUAAAGCUCUCCUAUAGCACACUGCUGGAAAACAUGAAAUCCGGCAGCAACUAUCAGCGACGUUUCGUGGACGGCGGGGGUACAGCUCUAAAUUUGCUGGAGGAAAAGGCAAAGUUGUCGAUUUUACAAAAAUCCAAACAAGUUGCUGAAGACAUCAACGGCAACAAUGAUCUACUCGACGAAGAGAAGCCAUUGUUGGAUCCAAGUCUAGGUGAAAAUAUUCCAGUGGAUUCAGCGGAGGACUCUUUGCACGUCAAGGCAAAGUUAAGAACUGAAAGUUCGUGCGAAUUACGACGAGCGAUUACCAGGGAGCCGAUCAAGUCGCCUACCGCCAGCACUAAGAGCGCUUUGGAGCCAUCAAAAGCCUCCAUCGAUGGUCUGGUCAAAACGGCGAUGACGGGCAGUGUGACGAGUGUAUGGAGCAAGACAAGCAGUUGCGAAGGUGCCCGGAUGUUUGAGAACUUCAAUAGAAAUCUCAUCAAAACCAUAAAGGCUGAAAAUCCCAAAAAUCGUGGACCGCGUCUAUGUGCAAUGCGUAUCCAACAAAAUGGCCAAAGCAAUAUCCUAUUGGACAAUAUCGAGUCAAUUGAAGCCAUCACGCCCAUCAUAUACCGGCGACGGGAACGUCUAUUGGAUGAAGAGCUCGACGAUGGCAAGGAUAUCAUAACAUCAAAGACAACUUUAAGCAAUGUCCCACAACAGCAGCAAGAAACAGCAAUAGAGACGGCCAAGGAGGCCGUCGAAAUAGAAGAUCCCCAGACCGGACUAACAAACUCGAAUGGCGACAAUAAUUGCAGUAACCAAGGUGGGGAAAUGGCUGCCACUGUCUCUGGGGAUGGCAAGCGACUACAAGCACCAGAUGAGCUUUUGCUAUUUGCUACAGAAGAAAAGACUGAUAAUUUGUUAGGAGACAAGAAAAUUGAAACGAACACGGGCGUGACUUUGCCUCCCGUGACUUGUGAUAAUAGUUGUAAAAAUUCCGCUGGCACCCAAUCGAGCUCACUUAACGACAAUAUAGACUUUCAGGAGACGGUGAUACUGCGGCGGCAACAACUGAGUCGAGUAGCCGAGUGGGUUCAGAAUAACACGCAGCAAAUGGAGCGGGAGCAGCAGCAGCACCACCACCAGCACAUAGAAAAGCUUAACCACUGUGCAUCAUCAGCCACCGACCAUCAAUCGUCCUCGUUCUCCACUCUGGACCAACUGGAUUCGGUGUCAGUGGAGAAGAUGUCCUUGGACUCGGGCUAUAAGACAACGCCUCAGUUCCAGCCAGUCGCCAAUUCAAGUCAGGACGAUACCAUCAAAACAUCCGAUGAGUCCCUCUCGCCCAAGUCUGAACUAAACAAUGAGAUUCCAAUACAAUUCUCACUGCAAGCCAGUAAUACUGCCUCGAUAAGACCCGAUUCACCGGAGGGUGGCGCAGAUUCGUCUGCCAAUGCCCAUUCCUACAGUACACCAAAAACCUAUUAUAGGCGAACCUCACGCUCCGGUCUACCAGUGGCCUACACCACACCCGAUCCCCAGGAUUCCAGUUCGCAGUGCUCUCAGAUAAUACCAGAACAGCCGACAUGUGAUAUAGUCAACUACAAAUAUUAUCCAAGUGAUAGUGAUAAGACGAGAACGUUGCAGCCGGAGCUGCAUGCUGCCAAUCAGCAUGUGGACAUUGCUCAAAUGGAAUAUAACGUCAAGCAAUUUCUACUGAAACAGAACGAAUGGUCCAUGAGAACUACCGCAAGCAAUCAGGUCCCAACCACAGCACCACCACCACAACCCACAUCUGCUUCUGCAUCCUUCAAUAGACACGCCACCAUAAGGCCCAUUACUCUGUUUUCAUCAACAUCGGGCAUUGGCUUCGGUCCCGGAAAGGGAGAACGCGUUCUAUGUUUGCCCAGCACAACCACUACAGCAGGAAAUACUUCCAAGAACAUUUCCACUUCCUCGAGCAUUGUUUCUGGAAUGCGCCAAAGAACUGAAACGAAUUUAUAAAUACUUUAAGAUAUCGACACGACACUGGUCGCCGUGUUGUCAUGCAUGCAUUACACCCCUAUCACAACUGCACUACAUUUAAGCUCUAUUCAGCACUCUCCUCUCUUCUCUUCUUUCCAUUCCUAGUAACUGCGAUACCGUUUUUUACAUACAUGUGUGUAUUUCAAUGUAUAUGUGUAUAAUAUAGGAAUCAUUAUAAAUAAUAUUGGUGUCACUGCAAUAGAGAACAUGAACAUGUUCUUCCAUAAUUUUGAGUAGAUCUUCUUAAGACAGCUUUGAUAACAAAAAAAACCUUUGCAAAACUCACUAAUCUUUAGACAACUUAAGCUGCCAUUAGACGAUCAGACAUGUCAUAUGUAAUUUCAAAAAUAGCAACUCUGAAAGUUGUACACAUCGUGUGA